CCCCUUCAGCACAAAGGACUGGACGAACAUGAUCAACUUGAGCCUUUGGACGAGGAGAAUUUGGAUCCAGAAUCAUUCGAUCUGGUGGCGCCGGCUGAGAAAGUAAUCAAGCAAUACUCUUUGGAAACGAGAUCAGAACUCCUCUUUUCAACUGAACAUCUCAAAGAAAUCUUCAGAGACCCAGACUUUCUGCUGCAAUUCAUGGGCUUUAUGAACACUUAUAGGCAAGCUUCUUGUUCGAUUUUGAUCUACUACAUGGAUGCGGUCAAGGCGCUGAAAGCCAUCAACUAUUCGAAUGCAAUUGCGGAAUCACUGGAACCAAUAUCAGGUUUUGACUUCACGGUGACCAGUGUGACGAAAACUGAUAAUACGGAAUUGGAGGAGAAAGCCAGACUAGCAUUUGAUGCUCUGGUCAGAGAAGAUCUUCCAGCUUAUAUCACACAUUCCUAUAUACAAACUGUGAGCUUGUCAAUCCAGCGGAGGAUCACUGGAACUUUGCCGUCGCACUUGAGGGAAGCGUCCGAAGGUCUAGCAGAAGUCUUUUGUUUAACAGAUCCUUCGAGGCCCGACAAUCCAAUUGUCUUUGCAUCCGAAGAAUUUCACAGAACUACACAAUACGGAAUGUCCUAUGUGCUUGGCCGUAAUUGCCGAUUUCUUCAAGGCCCAAAAACGAAUCCGUUCAGUGUCAGAAGAAUUCGCGAGAAGAUCGAAGCGGGUCAAGAGCACUGUGAAGUCAUUCUUAACUAUCGGCGAGAUGGAUCUCCAUUCAUGAACCUCCUGAUGUGUGCACCGCUUUGCGACAGUCGCGGCACGAUCAGAUACUUCAUCGGAGCCCAAGUUGACGUUUCUGGCUUGGUAAAGGAAUGCUCGGGUAUGGACUCGUUGAGAUGUCUGGCAAAUAAGUCAGAACCUUCGGAAACCCCAGAGAAUGGAAAAGUGAGGGAGGAGGAGCUACCUAGAGAUGAGCUCCAAGAUCUCAGCCAAAUGUUCAACCUCGAAGAACUCGAUACUGUCCGCCGGUGGGGGGGAAGAAUGCGGAAGGAAAAUCAGGAUGAAGCUAAGUAUGGCAACUACAUCGACGGAAACUGGAGCAAGCCUCGCGUGCUCAUCAGCUCCGGGAGUCCUGAUGCUAACACCGAGUAUGGUGGUCUGAGCCACGGCGCUGGCCGAUUAAGUGGCAUCUAUGAGAACUACCUCCUUGUUCGCCCCUGUCCCAGCCUUCGGAUCCUCUUCGCCAGCCCCAGUCUUCGUAUUCCCGGCAUCUUGCAGAGCCCUUUCAUGGCUAAGAUCCGCGGGUCAAAUCGCGUUCGUGAGGGAUUGAUACAAGCGCUGGCUGAUGGUCGUGGUGUUACAGCCAAGGUCAAAUGGGCCUCAAAGACGGACUUGGAAGGAAGAAAUAGAUGGAUUCAUUGCACACCUCUCAUUGGGAGCAACGGAGCCAUAGGUGUCUGGAUGGUCGUUAUCGUCGACGACGAAGCAUCAGUACUACCUUCCAGACGAUUCAAGAUGGCACCACCUGUUGACCCAAAGUUUGGGCAAAGCAUACCCACGUAUCAGCAAAAUGAAGCAGGCAGCCUGCAUGAUUGCGCCUUGAUAAACGGUGAUAGAGAUGCAAGUGUGAAAGGCGGACGGAGCAGCACAGGAAGCCACGAUGAGAUGGAUGGGAGUGGAAGUCCUUACAGUUUGAGGAUUGAAUAA
Hyaloscypha bicolor E is the source of this 1698-nucleotide messenger RNA. RefSeq lists its product as uncharacterized. Lineage: Eukaryota; Fungi; Ascomycota; Leotiomycetes; Helotiales; Hyaloscyphaceae. The record is from RefSeq and is a predicted model, not a curated record. Gene Ontology annotation, cellular component: nucleus. The transcript has 3 exons. The annotation marks the transcript as partial.